Messenger RNA from Oryza sativa Japonica Group (Japanese rice), 1027 nucleotides. The record is from RefSeq and is a predicted model, not a curated record. Lineage: Eukaryota; Viridiplantae; Streptophyta; Magnoliopsida; Poales; Poaceae.
AAAUAAACCACCUCUUCAAACGUGCGUCGCCUGACCGCUUCCAUCCAUCCACCAGUCUCGCUUCUUCGUGUCUACGGUCUACCUCGGCGAGUCGGCGGCGGCGAUGGCGGCGGCGACGGACGGCGGGGGGCUGCCGCUGCUGGCGGACAAGGCGGCGAGCCACAGCCACCACCACCACCCGGAGCGGCACUUCACGUCGGGGGAGGUGGUCCGCGACGUCAUCAUGGGCGUCUCCGACGGCCUCACCGUGCCCUUCGCCCUCGCCGCGGGGCUCUCCGGCGCCAGCGCGCCAUCCUCGCUCGUGCUCACCGCCGGCCUCGCCGAGGUCGCCGCCGGCGCCAUCUCCAUGGGCCUCGGAGGGUAUCUCGCGGCCAAGAGCGAGGCAGACCAUUACCAGCGGGAGAUGAAAAGGGAGCAGGAGGAGAUCAUCGCCGUCCCGGACACUGAGGCUGCUGAGAUUGGCGAGAUCAUGUCGCAGUACGGGCUCGAACCGCAUGAGUAUGGCCCUGUCGUGGACGGGCUCCGUAGGAAUCCUCAAGCUUGGCUCGACUUCAUGAUGAGGUUUGAGCUGGGAUUGGAGAAACCAGACCCUAAAAGAGCUAUACAGAGCGCUUUAACAAUUGCGCUAUCUUAUGUCAUUGGUGGACUGGUCCCUCUCCUUCCCUACAUGUUUAUCUCCACAGCACAGAACGCCAUGCUCACAUCUGUCGGUGUCACGCUGGUUGCACUACUUUUCUUUGGAUACAUCAAGGGUCGCUUUACUGGAAACCGUCCAUUCCUCAGCGCUGUCCAAACUGCUAUUAUCGGUGCGCUUGCUUCUGCUGCGGCAUAUGGAAUGGCCAAGGCCGUGCAAACUAGAUGAUUUGAACCCUCAUGUGUUCCUGUCUGAAGUUUCAGUAGGCAGAACUGAAUCCAACGAAGCUGCAAUGAAUCACAAUCUCAUAUUAAGAAUAUGUAUUUUACCUUUCAUGUAACAAGGAAUAAAUUUUGGGAAACAUGAAAUAAAAGCAUGCUAUUUUAAGUUCUA